UCUGCUUUUUAAGAUACCCUCAAGGUUUGUCAUCGCUUUCCUCCCAAGAUAGCCUCGUUACUUGCUUUGAUUCCACACAGUAUACCCCCUAUUUUUUCCCCGCUCCGUUUUCAACCUAAGUAUCUUUGAACGUAGCCUUCGCCAACCCGGAGUCCUGCAGAUAGAAGGGACUACAGCUCCCAUCAUCCCCGGUCAGCGUAGUUACCCGGGGAGGAAGUGGGGGGGGGAGGAAAGAAUCUGGCCUACAGAGAGCUUGAGGCGUCAAAUCAGUCCCUUCAGGCCGGCAACGGGCGUUCGUCUAGAUGGCCUUCUAGCCUUCCGUGAAUGAUGAUGAUUAUUCCGGAAGGCGUAGUUUCGGAGCCUGCGGCCCGUUCGCGCUUCCCUCCGCGUCCGCAGGCGGCCGAUCGCUUCUUCGCUCGGCUGCCUGCGGAUGAAGCUGAAGGGAGAAGGCAAACCCUCGCGGGCGAGAAGGCUCUAGGACCCAGGGGGACUCCGGGCGGCCGGCGGGGCUCUCGGAGCCAGAUUGCAAAGUCUCCUCCGUGACUCAGUCGGGCUCCGCGCAGCGCACGGUAGGCGGCGGGCGGCGGCGGAAGCACGACCAGCAGCGCCCGCACCCGCGGCGGCCGGAACAGAGAGCGAGCGGUUCGACCCAGCCGGUGCUGCGGGGAGCUCGGCGUUGGCCUGCGUGCGAGUAGAGAGCGAGCGGUGGGCCGGACCGCCCUGGGCCCCGCCGCGCUGCUCGCCCAGCUCAGGGCCUAGUCUCGGGUGGCCGCCUCCCUCUCCGCCUCCUCCGCCUCCGCUGCUCCGAACGGCGGCCGCCGCCUGUUGUCUUUUCUGCAGCGCGCGGGCGCCAAGAUGGAGUACGAGUGGAAGCCCGACGAGCAGGGGCUCCAGCAGAUCCUGCAGCUGCUCAAGGAGUCGCAGUCCCCGGACACCACCACGCAGAGAACCGUGCAACAAAAACUGGAACAACUCAAUCAGUAUCCAGACUUCAAUAACUAUCUGAUUUUUGUUCUUACGAAGCUAAAAUCUGAAGAUGAACCUACACGGUCAUUGAGUGGUCUCAUUUUGAAGAAUAAUGUGAAAGCUCAUUUUCACAAUUUUCCUAAUGGAGUAACUGACUUCAUUAAAAGCGAGUGCUUAAACAAUAUUGGUGACUCUUCCCCGCUAAUCAGAGCCACUGUAGGUAUCCUGAUCACAACCAUUGCCUCAAAAGGAGAAUUGCAGAACUGGCCUGAACUCUUACCAAAGCUUUGUAGCCUGCUAGAUUCUGAGGACUACAAUACAUGUGAGGGUGCAUUUGGAGCUCUUCAGAAAAUUUGUGAAGAUUCUGCUGAAAUCUUGGACAGUGAUGCAUUAGAACGACCUCUGAAUAUUAUGAUCCCCAAGUUUUUACAGUUCUUUAAGCACAGCAGUCCAAAAAUAAGGUCCCAUGCAGUUGCUUGUGUUAAUCAAUUUAUCAUCAGUAGAACUCAAGCUCUUAUGCUGCAUAUUGAUGCAUUUAUAGAGAAUCUGUUCGCAUUGGCUGGGGAUGAGGAGCCUGAAGUACGUAAAAAUGUAUGUCGAGCCCUGGUAAUGCUGUUGGAAGUUCGAAUGGACCGCUUACUUCCUCAUAUGAUUAGUAUUGUUGAGUAUAUGCUACAAAGGACUCAGGAUCAAGAUGAAAAUGUGGCUUUGGAGGCUUGUGAGUUCUGGCUCACUUUGGCUGAACAGCCAAUUUGUAAAGAUGUGCUUUGUCGGCAUCUUACCAAGUUGAUACCUGUUCUAGUAAAUGGUAUGAAAUACUCAGAAAUAGAUAUUAUUCUUCUGAAGGGAGAUGUUGAAGAAGAUGAAGCAAUCCCAGAUAGUGAACAAGACAUUAGGCCCAGGUUUCACCGUUCACGGACAGUAGCACAGCAGCAUGAAGAAGACGGUAUUGAAGAGGAUGAUGACGAUGACGAUGAGAUGGAUGACGAUGACACAAUUUCUGAUUGGAAUUUAAGGAAGUGUUCAGCUGCUGCCCUUGAUGUCCUUGCCAACGUAUUCCGCGAUGAAUUGCUGCCACAUAUUUUGCCCCUCCUGAAAGAAUUGCUUUUUCAUCCAGAGUGGGUAGUGAAAGAAUCAGGCAUCCUAGUUCUAGGAGCAAUUGCUGAAGGUUGUAUGCAGGGUAUGAUCCCAUAUCUUCCCGAGCUAAUCCCUCACCUUAUUCAGUGCCUCUCUGAUAAAAAGGCUCUUGUGCGCUCCAUUACUUGCUGGACUCUUAGCCGCUAUGCACACUGGGUAGUAAGUCAACCCCCAGACACGUACUUGAAGCCAUUAAUGACUGAAUUGCUAAAGCGUAUCCUUGAUAGCAACAAGAGAGUACAAGAAGCUGCCUGCAGUGCCUUUGCUACUCUAGAAGAGGAGGCUUGUACAGAACUUGUUCCUUACCUUGCUUAUAUACUUGAUACUCUGGUCUUCGCAUUUAGUAAAUACCAGCAUAAAAAUCUGCUCAUUCUUUAUGAUGCCAUAGGAACAUUAGCAGAUUCUGUAGGCCAUCAUCUAAACAAACCAGAAUAUAUUCAGAUGCUUAUGCCUCCACUAAUCCAGAAAUGGAACAUGUUGAAAGAUGAAGACAAAGACCUUUUCCCUUUAUUAGAGUGCCUAUCAUCGGUUGCCACUGCCUUGCAAUCUGGCUUCCUUCCAUACUGUGAACCAGUGUACCAGCGCUGUGUGAACCUGGUACAGAAGACUCUUGCACAAGCCAUGUUGCACAAUGCUCAGCCAGACCAGUAUGAAGCUCCAGAUAAAGACUUCAUGAUUGUGGCUCUUGAUUUACUUAGUGGUUUAGCUGAAGGACUUGGGGGCAACAUUGAACAGUUAGUAGCUCGGAGCAAUAUCCUGACAUUAAUGUACCAGUGCAUGCAGGAUAAAAUGCCUGAGGUACGACAGAGUUCUUUUGCCUUGCUAGGUGAUCUGACAAAGGCAUGUUUUCAACAUGUGAAACCUUGCAUUGCUGAAUUCAUGCCAAUUUUGGGAACCAACCUAAAUCCAGAGUACAUUUCUGUGUGUAACAAUGCCACGUGGGCAAUUGGAGAAAUUUCUAUUCAGAUGGGUAUAGAGAUGCAGCCUUAUAUUCCUAUGGUCUUGCACCAGCUUGUAGAAAUCAUUAACAGACCCAACACACCAAAGACUUUGUUAGAAAACACAGCAAUAACAAUUGGUCGUCUUGGUUACGUUUGUCCUCAAGAGGUGGCCCCCAUGCUACAGCAGUUUAUAAGACCCUGGUGCACAUCUCUUCGAAACAUAAGGGACAAUGAAGAAAAAGAUUCAGCAUUCCGUGGAAUUUGUACCAUGAUUACUGUCAAUCCUAGUGGAGUAGUCCAAGACUUUAUAUUUUUUUGUGAUGCUGUGGCAUCAUGGAUUAGCCCAAAAGAUGAUCUCCGAGACAUGUUCUGUAAGAUCCUUCAUGGAUUUAAAAAUCAAGUUGGAGAUGAAAAUUGGAGGCGUUUCUCUGACCAGUUUCCUGUUCCCUUAAAAGAGCGCCUUGCAGCUUACUAUGGAGUUUAACCUCAUAUAUUCAAGCUGCAGUACAAUAAUUAGAGGUCCUUCAGUCUGGAAGACUAGGAGGGAGCCUCUGCACCCAGGGAAAAAAUGUUACCCUUUACUGGGGGGAAGGGUAAACCAGUAGGGAAUACAGUACUAUCCCAAGCCUACUGGGAGGGGCGGGAGGGAGGUGUUGCCGUCACUGUAUUAAGCUGAUGUUGGGAAAUGUUUUAACAUCUGGAGCUUUUGUGGGUGGAAAUCUGUCUCCUGUUACAACUCUGCACUGGAUGUGAAGAAGCGCAAAAAAAAAAAAAGUCUAUUUACAACAGCUCAUUUGCAAUAUUAUGGGGAACUGUACCAAAAUGAAAACUAUAAAAUUGAAACAUAGGGAAUGUAUAAAGAGGAAAUACAUUGUGUUCAUGUGAUAAAGGAAACUGAAGAGCGAGGAUUACAGAUAGUAAAAGGGGUUGUAACAAGGGGUUUCUGUGUUGUUUCAUCUUGAUGGGAUUCCUAGGUAUUGCAUGUUGAUGAAGAACUAAACGAAUGAAGUUAGUACAGUUAAGAUGAAGUUUGCUAGUGGUAAUAGGAGCAAGCCCUUGCAGUGUACACAUUUACAUAACCCCAUAAUAAAGUAAUAAAGGUUAACACGAACAAAAUGAAGCGACUUGCAAGAUGCCAAAUGAGUCACUCCUUUUCAUUUGGGGGGAUGGGGGGGAGGGUUGUUUUAGAAGAAAAACAAAUCUUUAAUUUUACAUUAAAAUUUAAAAGGUAGUGGAUAUGAUUUGAUGGUUGUAAUUCAUUAGAUUAAUUUCUAGAGUAAGGCAUAAUUAAUGUGCAGUCUAAGGUUCAGGCAUGCAUUUUGGAUCAUAGUGAUCAAGCGUAAUUUUGGUGGGAAAGUAGCAUGCUUGCAUCAAAGAGUGAGUGGUAUACAUUUACUUAAGUUGCACCAGUUUUGUGUUUCAGUUUACCAAUUCAGUAUAACCCUGCGUUUAAAAUUCCUUUAAAAUUCUGUGGAUUUUAUUUUUAUGAAGAAUAUAGGUAUAAAAUGCUGUAGUUACAAUUAGGCCUCAAAAUAUCUUUUUAGGAUCUCUUAGGAAUAAGAUUGAUAUUGUAUUGUGUAACCUGCACAAUGUGGAAAGCUGAUAUAGCUGUGCAAAGUAUUGCCUCUGUGCUGUCAGUGUGAUGUGCUUUCUGCAUGGUUAUACUACUAGUGAUUUUUAUCAAACCUUCUAAAAUGAGUUACAUGGUAAGAUCUGUUUAAGGCUACAUAAAUGUUAGUUGGCGCAUAAAGACAAUUGUAGAAAAUUGAUGACAUGAUUGCUACAUUUCAGUGUUUAUUCCCACAAAACACAUUAUGUCUAUUAUUUUUCCUCUCUCCCCUCCCCGAAAGCAUGACCUUAAGAGAUGCAUACGUUAGUAGAUGUAAAGCAGGGUGCCUAUAUCGUGUUGGCGCAUGUUGGUGGCCCGUUGUAUCCUAGAGAGAGCACACAAGGGUGCAAGUUAAAAGCUACAGAAUGGAAGUUGGUUUGGAUCCUCUUCAUUUCAUUUGUUUAGCUUUUCUGUUUUUCCCCUCUACUCAUUUGUAUUCCGGUGAAUAAAUCCUUGUUAAGUUAACCCUUUACUUUUCUUUCCAUGUGUAUUUUCUUAUGUACUGUGAAUGUGAAAACCUAACUGGUACACUUGAUCUUGCGUUACUAUAAAAGUAGAAGUUGUGUUUAAUUUAGAUUGCAUAAAGAGUAUCCCAUGAUGAAAGAGGAAAAUGGAGAGAAAAUAACUCUGCUGGUCAGAGAUGAAGCCACAUUUUCCCAUUUUCCCUUAAGUGCUGCAGUAUUAAUCCGUGCAAAAAAAACAAAAAACAAAAAAAAAGGAAAAAAGAAAGAAAAAAGCCAUAACAGCCGCCUUACAUUUUAGCUUCUCAUCUUUGCAUUGCAAAAUUAAGUACUGGAUAACAAUUUUUGUAGGGACUGACUGCAUGAUUUGGAUUUUUUAAGGUUGUAUGGUUUAGCCAUUGCACUGAAAUUCAGUCUUGUAUGAGUGUGGAUUUAUAAAAUCUGACUUCAGAUUUUUGUUUAAUGCACGGGGGCAUGCACAAGGCUUAUACAUUCCUUUUUUUCACAUCACAAAUUUGAGUGAUUUAAUAUGCUUGAACGCGACAUUUUUAAUACAUAUUCUGUACAAGAGCAUAUAAAGAAUGAAAUUGAUUAUAGUACACCAUGAAAUUCACAAUUCUUGGAUUAAGUUGCUGUUCCAGAAGCCAGAAGUGUCUCUUUUGGCUAAAAACCCAUAGUGUAGCUUUUACAAUCAAAUGGGGAAAAAAAAAACAAAUUCCCAAGAAAUAAAUUUUAACAUUUAGUAAGGGUGGAAUAUGCCCUAGAUGAGGAGUUUUACCUUACCUUUUGGGGUGUGUGUAUGUGUGUGUGUAUGUGUGUGUGAACAGUGCAUUAACCCAAUUUCCAGAUGGGAGUUCACUAAAAUACAAAUGAUUUAUUUUAACCCAUGUGAACAACUAAGUUGCAGGUGACAUUAAGGGUUAGCACACUGUAGCCAGUUUAAAAAAUAUAUAUGCUUGUGUGUGUGCACAUUUGUUUAUAUAUAUAAAUAUAUGUGUAUAAUUUUAUUACAUGGGUUUAUAUAGAGAGAUGUGACUCUUUUACUGUGACUAAGCCAAACAUGCAGAAGAAUAAGAAACAAAGCAAUAUUGCAGUUAAAAUGAUAAUUGUUAAUGCGUUCAUUCUUCAUAGCAAAUAAAACCAUAUUUGUACUGAAUAUAACGUACUUACAGAAGCCACUUGAGUUAGAAUGUGAGGUAAGGAGGUACAACACUAACAGUUGUAAAUCAAAAAUAUUGCAUCAUGGGAUAUAUAAAGCAUCUUUUUUUCAUGUUGUCCUGACAGUUUUUGAAUGUUGACUGAAUGUUGAUACUGGUAGAAUUGUGGGUUGUCUUUGUUACAUUCCAGUGUUCUCUGCCUCUUGGCAUGCUACAAGCACGGCUUAUUAAAUCUGCUCCGUACACAGUGAAUAAAGUGCUUAGUGUGCUAAACUACAAAAAUAGCCGCUGCUAAGUGAUGUAGAUUUUCUACUUGAAUAUUUUUGUUGUAGGAACCUCAGGAGGUCAGUGUUUACUGUUUUUAUAGAUGCCUUUGUUUUCAUGUCUAAGCCCCCCCUCGCUUUUGAAGGAUUCUAACAGUGAACAAACCUGCCAAUCAACCUAAGUUGGUAACAGAAAGUGUAUUUUAAAGUAUUUUAAAUACAUCUCUUUUGCAGUUAAACUUAUCUAAUACAGUAGGAUUUUCUAUUAAUACAGUUUUUACUGUUAAGAAAAAAAAUCCUUUGUUUCAUUUCAUUUCUUUCAGAAUUAGGGGAAUGAAUACAUUUGUAAGACCUUCCUUUUUUAAAAGAUUGUUUUCUAAAACGGUAUAUGCACAUCAUUAUAAGAUCUAUAUACUAAUGUAACUGUCUUCAAGCUGACACCCUCUAGAGGUGAGUUGGAAGGGUGCCAAAUUGUGGAAGUCUGCUUUAAUGCUUUGCACCCUGAUUCUUAAGCAUAUUUAAUUUGAAGGCAGUCCUGUUCAUUUCAGAGGGACUCACCUUAUUUAAUUUCCACUUAAUAGGGUGCAGUCAUGGUAAGAUGCAUAGAAUAAUGGAUGUUAAAAUACAUAGCCAAUAGGAUUUUUUUAAACAUAAAAUAAUUUUAGUUUUGUAAUAAAUACUAUUGAUACACACUGUGAUAAUUAUGGUUUUUUUUAAGUAUUGGCAUGAAUUACUUAAGCUACAUAAAUACUGUGUAAUUUAGAUUUGUACUACUUGUAAGAGGAUUUCCAAAGCUGAAAUUUUUGUUGCUAUUUGAAUAAGAAAUAUUCAUACUAGUUUUAUCUCAGGUAAAUACUCUUGUACCUUUUUUGUUUAGCUAGAGGCUUCUAAUGUGUCUUAAGUGUACCAGUUUGUGUUUCGUAAAAGAACUGCCUAAUGUCUUAAAUUCUCAUAUCUAAAUUAACUUACUGUGGGACAGCAAUGACUUUGCUUCAAUACAGGUCACCUAUUUUAUUCAUAUUGAAUGUAUUAACAAAGAUGUAUAACAUUCUUCUUAAUAGAAGAAUGCAUCUGCAGAAUGGCACCUGAAAAUCAUCAUAAAGGGUGCUUUAUGUUGUGCAGUUCAAAGCUGUGUUCCUGAUUUAAAAA
Messenger RNA from Pogona vitticeps (central bearded dragon), 7683 nucleotides. It is a transcript of the gene TNPO1, whose product is annotated as transportin 1. The record is from RefSeq and is a predicted model, not a curated record. Gene Ontology annotation, molecular function: small GTPase binding. Gene Ontology annotation, biological process: protein import into nucleus. NCBI's taxonomy places the organism in Eukaryota, Metazoa, Chordata, Lepidosauria, Squamata, Agamidae.